AUGAAAUAACCUGAAGGAGAAGAUGAAAACUAAAAAGACGAAUAAUAAUAAUAAAUCCCAUAAUAAAAUAAUGAACAUAUAAGCGAAUUAUCAUAAGAAUCAAGUGAAUAUGAUGAACAUGGAAACAGGAAGGUUAAAAGUAAAAAAAAUAAGCGCCCCUAGUAAAAUAUAUAGCCUAAGUAGGAAGAAGAAUAAUAUUUACAAGAAAGUUCUUAGUAAUAAUAGUAAUUUUAAUAAGGCUAAUAAUAAAUUAAAAAACUUCAAAAAACUAAAAGUUAAAAAAAUUUGAUUGAAGAUACUCAUUUCUAAAAAGGUCUAUAAAAAAAAUUAAUUGAAAAAUAACUUUUUCCAAAUCAAAAUUAAAGGUUUAUUACUACUAAUCCUUUAUUAAAAAAUAAGAAUAAAUUAAAAAAGACUUAAUAAUAAUAAAUUUAAUAAGAAAAUUAUAUUAAAUAAGAAGAUGAAAGUGUAUAAGAAUUAGGUAUAUAUAAAAAAUAUAAAAUUAUUAAACAAAAAAUAUUUAGAUGA
This is a messenger RNA of Ichthyophthirius multifiliis, 528 nucleotides long. RefSeq lists its product as hypothetical. The transcript is spliced from 2 exons. Lineage: Eukaryota; Ciliophora; Oligohymenophorea; Hymenostomatida. The record is from RefSeq and is a predicted model, not a curated record.